UAUCGGCCGCAAUCUCCGAAGGUUAUUUAAAAGCCAUUUAAAAUCGUAUUCGUGUCUCGAGACUCUCCUAGACAUUCGCAAGGUCGUUGCCCAUCGUUCACCGGGCACUUGUUCCUUUUCAGAUACACGAUCCCCAGGACGGUGUUAACCUUCGUACUUGUACUCUCCGCCUUUCAGUUAUUCUAACCAUUUAAAUAUGCAAAUGACCAUUUGCAUGUCAAUAUUCAUAAUGCAAUUUCCCGAUGAUGUAACGCGUUAUCCUCGUGGCAAGGACGACGCUGAUGUCUUAGGUCAAGAUCUGUUUAAAUCAUUUCUAUUAUCACCUCUGCUACCUUCAAUCAGUGAACGAGAUAUGUAAAAAAUUGCAACUUUAAUAAUUUACCAGAAAAACAAUGUCGCGAACAUUGUAAUUCUGCAUCACGUGUAAUUUAGAAGUUGUAUUCGUUUAAAGUUUUAUAAUAUCACAUUUUUAACAAAUUUAAUUUAUUAACUAAGCUUGUUGAGGGAUUCUUUAGUGAACAAGAGAUCUCCGAAAAAUUCUUUCAAGUCAUCUUAUUCACCGUUCUGUCGCAAUCGCUCGAGAUGAAACCGGAAGUCACGCGUUUACGUCCCCCCGUGAAGAUUGAUCGUUCGAAUCGCUUUCGAUCGGAAGGACAACCGGUACGAAACCUUCAGCGUUUAGGUCUUUCUUCCUUAUCUCCUUGCCAGACAUCGUCCUUGAUGAAAUCUUUAGAAACAGUCCUUUAGAAAGGUGAAGCACCAUCAGUCGCCUCGCGUCCAUCCUCCUCGUCGCCUCGAAUAUUCGCGUCACAUUUAGUCUCCUCUAUUAAUCACACGCGGCACCUCUUGCGACUCUUAAUCGCGUUUCCAAGUUUUCUUCUUUUUUCGUCAGACGACGUUCGACGUCCCCCGUCGUCGAGUCACUUCGCAGCGACUGUUCGCGGCGCGAAACGUUUCAAGUUUAAACUGCUUCGGAGUUCGCGUGGGUGGAUGUCAGAAAUGGGCAAAAUUUUAUUUGAAUAAUAAUAUCAUGCCUUCAUCCACGAAGAUAUAACAUGUUCCUGUAGUUUUUUGAUAUUUGCAUGAGAGACGAAUAAAUUCAGGGUGAUGUGAAGAGACGAGGUCUUGGAGUGUGGGAAGCGGAGACUUGGGUGGAUUGCUUUUGUAGUACGUGGACAUUUUUGUAAAUAGCUAUGCUCGCGAUUCUGUUGAUACUGAUGCCAACGCUUUGGCACGCUGCAGCUCAGUCCAGCGUGUUGGUAGCGGACACCACCAUGUCCAGAAUGGUGGAACUGAUCGCAGACGCGCCAUUCUGUGCUCUAUACACCGAUCGUGGCGUCAUACAAAGCAUGGUCCUCAGCGCAGACCCAAAGAAAGUCCGUCAAAUGUCCAGCAAUCUCGUCGCAGACCUUGUAGAAACUUGCAAAGCCUCUCGCGAUAAGGGAAAAAACCAAAAACCAGGUGGAGGCCUGAUAUACCCUGGCACCAAAUGGUGCGGACCUGGCAAUCUGGCAACGUCCUACGACGACCUCGGUCAACACCGAUUGGAAGAUGCCUGCUGCAGGGAACACGACCAUUGUCCCAUCACGAUAGAGCCUAAGGAGUGUAUGCCCGGCAUAUGCAACCGGUCACCCUUCACUCGAUCUCAUUGCGACUGCGACGCGAAGUUCCGUAGAUGCCUGCAGAAUCUUAAUACGGAAGUCGCCAACACCCUCGGUGCCCUCUUCUUCAACGUUAUCCAAGUGGCUUGCUUCAAGGAGCGACGCCCGUGCUCUCAAUGGCAGAGAGUCGGCUACGAGGAAUCCGUGUCCAACCAGUUGUGCUCGCAGUUUCACUUCCGCCCCAGCGAGAAAUACGUGCCACUGAUGCCGCUGAACAUCAACUAGCUAUUACGAAAACGCAAGAAGAGCGGACCUGACACCCUCUGAAGCGGUGUCAGUUAACAGAGUCUCAAUGAGCGAGAUAAUUGCACGCGCGAUAAUUACCUGUGUCUUUCUUUCGGUGGGAGUCCGUCUGAGAAUCGAACUCGCGGUUAUUCAUCGUUAAUACUACACAUGGUAUUAAGAAACAAAGAGCUUUCCUAUUGAAGCGUUUAAUUGAAAAUUAGAACGUCAAACUCGUGGUCUCGAAAUCAGUCAAUGCAAAUUUAGUUAACUGUUUGAGGUGAUUACAACGACUGUGCAUUUUAUGCUUUUAUAGCGUAUGCUAAUACGAAAAACACAAGUGAAACGUACGUAGAUAAAUAUUUCAUAAAUUGACAUUAAUGGUGUCCUUAUCCGCAUACGCCGGACAUGUUUAGUAACGAGACAGAGGGGUGGGGAGAGUUAAACGGUGUGGUGGGGAUGGCUGCCCUGUAGCCUUGAGCGGCCAACUAAAUUUGCAUCCACUUAGAACCACUAAAUACUCGGAUUUACCGAAACGAAAGACACCACUGGCUUCUGGAACCAAUUUCCUUACUCGUAUUGGUGGUAUACUUUACUCUCUCAAAAUUUGGAAUUAUAAAAUUGAAAGUUCAUAUUUACUGCCGUUUCUUGAGAGUCCUACGGUAAGGUGAUUGGUGGAACAAGCAAAACACGAGACACCGUUGCACUCGUGCGCUUUUAUUUCAGCCUCUGUACGCUGGUAAACAAAUUCCAAGGCAACGAAAGAAACUAACGGUCAAAAUGGUCAGUUCGAAACCGAGAAACGGCUAUGUAAAUGUAACAACGCAGCGUUCGUUGCGCGUCGCCUGUCGACCUUGCAGUGUACAGUGCAACAAAUGCACUCGUCGAGGCCAACAUGUGUUGUCACAUAAAUUCGUCCUUUUUUUCGCGUAGCCCUUGAAAGUAAUACUCGGGUUGGGCAACGAACGAAAUAUUUUUAAAAUAAAACUUUCGGCAGUUGCUCCGCAAUUUCGAGCGCAGCCUUUUCUUGCGGGAAAUUGUGAGAUCGUUUACUCUUCGAGUACUGAAGACAUAUGUAUAACAAACACGAUUAGGAGAUCUCAGUACACGGGACGUGCUGAGCCUUCAAAUCUUGGCCUCCAAGAGGUCAAUGCAUCUCAAAUUUCUAUAAAUUCAACCGAAUGCGUGCGAAUCGGUGAUACGAUUUUACAAUUAAAUUCUGCUCAAUAUUACUCUUUAACGUGUAUGCGACUUUCCAAGUACUAUCAUAGAUGAUUAACCUUUCGACAUUACGCUAAUAAGAUUAUAUCAAUCGUAAGAUUAUUUAUAACGAGAAGAACAAGGUUCUUGGUAAAAAAGAAUGGUCUACGACGAUUAUCGAACGAUUAUUACUCAAGCGUAAUGAACGAAGGAUUAACAAGGUUCGCAUUUCUUGCAUAUCAUCCGUCGCCUUUGUUGCCACGCAAUUGCAUAAUGGCGUACAACAUGGCGACGAUCUUCUUUAGAUUAAGAUACUUUGCUAAAUUGAUGCAGAAGUAAUGAAAAAUAGAUCUAACCAGAUAAGAAUGUAAAGGGAUUACUUUUGUAUCAUUUUGGUAAAGGAAGUACCAAUGAAUUCCUCAAGGUUAACGAUUUUCUACUCUCUUUGAUAGCUUUGGCUUUUGAAUAAGUACAUUCAAAGAAGUCUACGAAUUUUAUGCAAAUUAGAUUUGCCCAGGUUAAUGUAGUGAUUCGAAUACUGUUCAAAAUAAUACUAGAGUACGAAGAAUCAAUGGCAUCGAUCCUGCGCAAUCUCUACUGUGAUUUAAACUGCUUAGAUGUAAGCUUGUUGUAGGCUUACUCGCAGAAAUAAGUACGAGCAACCGUCCGUUCAUUAUUUGUGACCCACGCGUUCAAAUAAUCGAUGAGACCAGAAAAGAUCGACCGAGGACGAUGUCCAGAAUUGUUAAUGACCACGAAAAGGUUAGCCGGGAAACGUGCAAUCGAUUAAGUGCGUCACGCUGAUUUCAGAAAUACCUCGGUGACAUUUUAUUUCCUAACGACCUUUGAACAACUUCGAUGAUACGGUGGAACCUCGUUGAUUCGUUAUAAAUUAAACCGAUAAUUAAAUUUUUAAUGGAAAUCUGAGUUCUUUCAAGAAAAUUAUAUUUAAGCAUUUCUCAUACAAUAAAGUGGAUCAUCGAUGUUACACUGUAUUAACGAAUGUGGAUGUAUAUAUUUAUAGAUCUAUACGAUUAACGAUUAUGUAUCAUAUUAGGGGAAUAGUUUAUGAUAACGUUCCGAAUGUUUAUUAAUCCAUGUAACGAUGUUUACGUUAAAUUAUUUAUACAUAUCUCGAUUUAGUAUUUGUCAGAUUUACGCUACAAAUAUAAUUAUAUUCCGUCGCUGAAGUAGCGCGAAAAGUUAUCAACUUUGCACGAUUUUUAAUAAACAUAUUUAUUACCUUUAUCAGUUAGAAACUUGUGUAUAGUACACAUCAAACAACAUGUGUGCGCUUUGUUCACAUGUUGAUGCUACUAUUUUAAUAUUUUCUUUAGAAAAAAUCUGAGAAGUUCUAAACAUAAAUUGUAUUCAAGAUAAACUAAUUUAAAACAAAGACCAAAUAUUCUGAGAAUAAAUAUCUACCUCUUGACGA
This is a messenger RNA of Hylaeus volcanicus, 4518 nucleotides long. RefSeq names its product acidic phospholipase A2 PA4. Gene Ontology annotation, biological process: phospholipid metabolic process; arachidonate secretion. The coding region runs from base 1194 to 1886 and encodes 230 amino acids. The transcript is spliced from 4 exons. NCBI's taxonomy places the organism in Eukaryota, Metazoa, Arthropoda, Insecta, Hymenoptera, Colletidae. The record is from RefSeq and is a predicted model, not a curated record.